Molecule: messenger RNA, 5178 nt
Organism: Kalmanozyma brasiliensis GHG001
Lineage: Eukaryota; Fungi; Basidiomycota; Ustilaginomycetes; Ustilaginales
Exons: 1
Coding region: 1-5178 (1725 amino acids)
Source: RefSeq, a predicted model, not a curated record
AUGCAGCGCACGCCGCUCUCGCUAGCUUCGCCGUACAGCGCAAACGGCCUGCAGAAUGCUCCCAACGGAGAUUCCGACAACGAUCGUCAUCAUGGCGCUACGCUUCCCCGUUCUUCGUCCUUGGCAUCGCAUCUUCCAGCAUCUUUAGGCAUCGGCACACCUCAAAAAGCCGUCACGCCAUUAAGUGAGCGCCUCAAGCUCUCCAAAUCCACUUCCUCCUCCUCCUCCUCCUUGACCCGCUCCACUUCCAGUGCGGAUGGACUCCAAUUCUCCAAUGCUACGGCCGCAUCUGGCCGUGAUGCGAGCGACUACAGCUCUCGCCCCUCCCUUCCCAGCUGGGGCUCCUCCGGCUCCACCUCUUUCGCACAAACGCCGCGAGGUCUUUCUGCAAGCAGCAGUACCGGCUCUUUUGGUUCGGCAUCCUCGUCCGCCUCCUCGCGCAACUUUCUCGUCCCCAUCGGCGCAACAGGCGCACGUCAACGACUGUCGAUUGCCAAUGCAUCUCAGCAACGCAAGGUGUCUGCUACCGAGGACGGCACGUGGUCCGUCGACAGUCCGACGGGCUCUGUCGGUGCUCAGCCGCAGCCUCAUCAGCCACGGAACGGGCUGGGUAUUGAUCGAUCUCGAUCCGACAUGCACAGCCUCCAGGUGCAACAGCGCACGUCUAGUCAGGGCUUGGUCCGAUCUCCUACCACGAGUGCUUUGGCGCCACCCUCAGGCGCAGCAAAUAUGCGUCCAUCUGAAGAGUCGACUACACCGAUUGCCGACCCGGCAGAGCAGGUCCAACAAGCUGCUUUGAAGCGCCUCUCUUCGCAGCGCAUGAUGCCUUCCCCCAAGGAUCGAAACUUUCCCGACUCAGUACCCACUCGAUACUCGUCUGGUCGCCCAUCACCGUUCACGUCCGGUCCCUCGACACCUGAGCGCGAGCAGUUUCCAUCCGCCGUAUCAGCGAUCUCGUCGGCCACAUGGAGACGGACGGAGCCAGUGGCCACGAGCUCACAUCCUCCCGUGCAACCACCAACCGCCGUCACAGUUCCAGACCGGACCGCAUCCAGCCUCGAUCCUUCUGCGUUCCAGGGCGCAGGAGCUGCCACUUCGUUGUCCAACGCCGUCCCGCGUCGACCCGAACCGCAGCCACGAGGCGAUGUCCAUGACCUUGGAGAUGACGGAACGAUCACAUCGACACCCCUCACACUCGCCGAAACCUAUAAGCGCGCGAUGCUCGAGCGCGAAGCUGAGCGUGCAAAGUCGAUGCCUCGUCCUAUCAUGCCAUCGUCAAUCGCGUCUUCGCAAAAGUCAGCGCCGAUCUUGGACCUCAACCUGCCAAGUUCGAGCCUGUUUGCUUCUUCCGACGAAACCAUCCAGACAAGGCAAGACUUCGAGCCUCAACCAUCUGGCUCGACCCUCCCCUCUCGCAACGACGAGUUGAUGAAUGCAAGGACGCCAGCACGCACCAACGGCCCUGCAAGCAACUUGAUAUCCCAAUCAACACCCUUGCCCCGACGCGUUUCGAGGUCCACCCGUACACCACCAGCGCAAGAUGCUGUCGACUCGUCCGACGUGCCCAAGCCGCAGAACGAAGCGAGGGGCACUGCGGACGACAAUCGUCUGAUGACCGACCGAGCUUCCGCUACUGGCGUGCUCGUUGAUGGCGUGACUGACUCACCUGCAAGGCGUCCUCACGGGCAAGUUGCAGGCUCAUAUCUGGCUCUUCGUGACGAUGACGACGAUCGCUCGGAAGCUCAGAGCAAGACGACGCCCAAGCAAGAAACGAUGACGUUGAGAGAAGCUCGACAACAGGCACAGCGGCCCUUUGCAUCGACCCCUGUCAAAGAAGCAACGCCAGCUAUCCAACCACCACGGACGCCCCCGUCCGACAAAAGCUUUGUGGAAUUCUCCACACCCCCGGAAGAGGAUCUCACCACUCCGAAGGCGGAAGCUCCGUCGAUCGAAUUUGUAUCGCCAUCCAACGGUGUCCAGCACGCUUCUCAAGAGGUAGACACGACCGAGAUCACCGACGUAGAUAGACCCGGCAUGUCGCGCGAUCCAUCGCUCAAGACAUUGCAGCCGCCGCCCCACAAGCUCGAAGCGCAGCCCGCUCCUCGUGAAGAAGCGGCUCUCCAAGCUGGUGCAACGGCGGCUAAGACGACUUCUCCGAUCGUGCCAACCCAAAGCAACUUCUCGAACCCGAACCCGUUCAAAGCCGCGUCCCCUGUGAUCAACGGCGAGCGAACUGUGCAGGCUUCGGACGAGACGGCAGACGCAGCAAGAUGGAGACGCGGACCAGAGUCGCUUGCCACCUUCUCGCCACUUCAGCAGAGUCGCUUCUCCGAGGCCAGCACCGAUCUCUCCGACUCGCGAGCGCCCACACGCAACGAGGACCGCUGGUCGAGACGCGCUUCCAGCGUCUCGAGCAACGAUGCGCUCGAAGACGAGCCGAGUGACGCACAGAUGCUUCCUGCCAGCGCAUGGCACGAAAUCGAGAACGCCCUCCGACGCUUCCGCGACAAGGCAUCCAGUGGCAUGGCCGCGGAGCGCGGCAACCUCUUGCGCGCCAUCCUCUUGCCGUUCCUGGCCCUCGAGGCAGAGACGGCCACGGUCGAUGUCAUUGGUUACGGGCUCUAUGUUCAUGGAAAAGCAAGGAGAGCGUUGUUCUUCGACUGGAUCCGUUCGCUGCUGUUGGAGCUGCAGCACGUCCAGACGUCCGCCGACCGCGGCGCGCUACUGGAAAGCAUCGCUUGCAUCAUCGAGAGCCGCAAUUUCUCUGCCUCGAUCCUCAGCACCGAUCCCGAGGACGAAGCACGCUUUUCGUCCGUCUUUGGCCACAUCCUGUCCUACGCCAUCGGCGAGCUCAACAAGAAGGGCGUUUACCAGAACACGCUCAUCUUCUCGGGCCGUCUGUUGGCCGUCGCCUUCUUCAGGGUCAACGGUGUCGCCAGCAAGCUGCUCCGAGCGCUGCCCGUCAACCGCUUUGCCCUCGAGCGAGUGGCACGAGAAUUCAACUGGCAUAAGAGGAAGCCUACGGACUUUACACGCUUCGCCAACCGUUUCCCUCCGUCGCUGCGUCAGCUCUGCUUCAAGGACUCGCGCGAGUACCUCAAGAUGCUCGACAGCGAGUCUGUCAACGUCAAUGACUCGCAAGGUCCCGACGACGACAGGUACUUGGUAUGCCAGCCCGAGGUGGAGGUCGAGAUGUCCGGCAAUUGGCUGCGUCGAUGGCAGUCGGACGACUCGGAGCUCUUCUUCAGCUUCUGUCGCAGCUACCACCGACAGCUGGCUGGCUUGUUUGCAAGUUCCAAGUCGCUCGAGAGCGUGUCUAAGUACUUCUUUGGCGGGCCUGGUUACGCCCAUCUCGCCACCUGCGUCCACCAGAAGUGCUUGGCUCUGGUGCACCGUGUCAUCCUCUCGGUCACCACACUCUCCUCGCAGAAGAAUUUCAACCCGGCUGGCGAGACGGCCAAUGUGCUUUCGGGAAGCACCGCAGGCAAGCCUCGCAUCCUCGAAGCAGCCAACCGCCGAUGCACGGCCAUCGUGGUCGACAUUGUGCGGGCACCUGCAGGCACCAACAUGAUCUUCGCGCCUAUGCUCGGUCUGCAUGUGAAGGCACUGGUCAAGCGCACAUCGCUCUACGACGUUCAGGGCGUCUUUUGUCUGCUCGACUGGCUCGACGGAGUGCUCAGCCACAUGGAGUCGAACGAUCUCAUCAACGAGGGUCUGAUCGACGUCUCUUUCGUCAUCACCACCAUCGGCAUGCUCCUCGAGAACGCCGACCACGCCCUAGCCCUCAUGCGCACCAUCGCCUUCUGCUACGCCAACUUUGGCGUGCUGACAGCGACCGCCGAGAACCGCGUUCACUUUUGCGAGCAGAUCCUGCUCAAACCGGGCGUCUUCCAUAAGCUCUUCCUCUCGUGGUCGUUCACCAUCCGCGCCUACUACCUGCAUCUUCUAGUGUUCCGUCUUGCGCGCAUUGGCGACUUCCCGAAGCCCAAAGACGAUCCUACGGGCAAGUCGGCCAUCCAUGUUGUCCAGCUGUUCAACCAGCGUCUCGAAGCGCUGCGCAAGCGGCACGACAUGCUUUCGCCCGAGAUCGAGUCGAGCUCGGACGGCACCAAGUCGGACGACGGCACCAAGUCUGGCCGGUCGGGCUCGUCGACGUUUGUCAGCACCAUUAAGCGCACCUCGUCGGAAGGGACGAGUGUCGAGGGCAGCACCGAUGGAAGGGUCAAGGCGGAGAAGAUUAUGCCCAUGACCGCGGUCGCGCCGGCGGUGACUACGCCUCAGGCCAAGGCGGCGGAGGGCAAGAAGCCGGGUGGACAUUCCAAGACCAAGAGCUGGCUCAAGGCGUUCCGCGGCUCGGGCAAGGGGGAUGGCAAGGGGUCAGGUGGGAACUCGCCAAGACAGUCGCAGGCGUUGAGCUCAACGCAUGGCAAGAUGGGGUCGACCGAGUCGGACGACGAUACUAAGACGAUCGGCAGUUCGCGGACAACGCCAAGGACGUCGUUCGAUUCGGUCAGCUCGGAUGCUAUGUCGGACGUCUCGACGCUGGCAGGGAGUGUGCGGGCUGGCAAGACUGGUAGGAGCAGCAGUGGCGGGUAUGAGUUCGACAUCAAGGAGCAGCAGCGACAGCAGCAGCAGUCGGGUCGUCCGUCGUCAACAUCGCAAACGGCCAGCAAUGGGUCAAGCUCGUCGCCUUCGUCGUCGCAAAGGGUCAGCAACGGGUCAAGUUCGACAUCGAACAUCGCACCACCUCUCUCUCCAACGCACGACGCGGGCAUUGCCAAAGACACCGUGUUCGAUUUGCAGAACACGCAUGCGCAGCUGCCUACGCCAGGACGCACCCCACCGUCUCCUCGCAUCUCGCGCGCCUUCUCACGCCGCGCAUCCAUCCUGCCGGCACACGCAUCCGAGCUCGUCGCCGGCCUCGACGCCGAACCCGUGCCGCCGAUGCCCGACCUGCCCGCAGAGCACUUCGGUCUUGGCCUCACCGGCGUCCAUGCCGACUCUGUCGAGAGCUACAGCGAGAGCCUGCAUAUCUACGCCGUCCAAGGACUCAGGGAGUAUGAACAGACGGUGCAGGAGCACGAUGAUUUCUUUGCCUCGUUGGGUGCAGACCAGUCGACUCAGGUGCCUAGGCUGCCGGUCAAUUGGCCUGCCAUGUGGUCCAGUACGGGCGAGUGA